AAAAAAAAAAAAACAAUAAGCUUUUUUGACCGCUUUUUUGACCGAAUCCUUAAAUUAAUCAAUCGAAUUAUUCUGAAUAAUUCUCCGCCCGAAUAAUUGCCGAAUCCGAAUUUGCUAACUAUGGGUGUAACAUGCAAAACGGCCAUCCAAUCAAAUUUUGGGAAUAAUUUCUAUAGGUGGAACAUGUUAGGGUGUAUUCUUUUGUGGGCUGGGUGGUUAGGGCAUUUCGGUCAUAGAGUUGCAUAGGCGGGUUAUCAUCACUAUGUACCCAAUGGAAAAUAUUAUGGAUUAUUUAAGCUGGCUUUGGCUUUGGGUUCCCCUCACCGCCAGCUUGGGAAGAAAUCCCCAGGCAUAUACAAUAUUGACCAUAGGAUGGGGCAAUUUACAUCUCGCCCAUUUGCUACCGUUGCCUGUGAAUCACUUGCGAUCCACCACCGUUGCAGCCUCCAACUGUCACUAACGCUUUGCAACCCACCCCAAACAAUCUCUUCCUCUCUCUGCAUCUGAGACAGAGGGUUAGGGAUGGACUCAUGAGGCCAGGAAAAUUGACGAGGAGAGGGAAGAUUGGAAUUUUUUAUGAGAGCAAAUAAGCAAACUAAUAAAAUCAAAACUCUUUUUUUUUUUAUUUGAAGAAAAAGGGGUGGGGGGUGUAGGUGAAUGCCCACCCUAUUUCUAAUCGAGAUUUUUUUACACAGAGCGUCUUUCGCUAUGUUCUUAAGUACAUACAUAGGAUAAUCAUUAGCCUUUCUAAUAACAAAAGUAGUGUUAGUAAAAAAUGAUUAAGUUCAAAGUGACGAAUUAAAGUAAACCAAGGCCAAGACAAAAAAUUGUUAGAUUGUAUUAGAGUGUCUAGACCAUUCACAUCACUCCAAAUUUCCCGGACCUUCCACCCUUGCAAAAGUUUUUGCUACGGAUAUAUAUCGAUGAAUUCCCCUCAGUUAAGGUUUUUAGCUUAUCGUCAAGCUAAGAAAGUGUGACUCUCUACUAGUCUUGUUGAUGGUAUGACUAUCCACACAUACAUUUGAAAUGAUCCAUCCUUAUUUGACAUUAAUAAGAUAGGCUAGAACUGGACAUGAUUACAUUGUCUCGAAUCAAUCCUUUCUUCAAAAGUUCGCUAACUUUGUCAAUUCAAAUCAACAUGUUCUGUAAGACUCACAAGGUAUGCAGCUUGCUUUGGCAAAUUAAAUCCUUAGAAGACAGACAUAUUUGAUUACGUAUCUAUUUCAAAUAGUUUUUUAUAAUAAUCUUCUUUUCUCUUUGCCAUGGAUAAAUGUAUAUGUAGGGAAAAGAAGCAUUACCAACAGCUUUUUCUAAGAAUUUUUGCCACGGAUAUAUAUCGGUAGAGGAAUUAUUAAUCAAUAAUUUUCUUGGAAUUAUUUAUCACGAAUAAAUGUAUCCAUAGCAUAACUAAGCAUUACCAACAACCUAAGCAAACAAUAAUCAACUUUUUUCCAAAGAAUUUUUUUUUCAUGAAUAAUUGCAAAUAUGUCGCACCUAAUAGAGCUGUUUGGAGGAUAAAGUUCCAUGUUGCUGAUCGCAUUUAAGUGGGAUGUCCUGGAGGUGUUGUGUUGCUAUGUUUUUUUUUUUUUUUUUUUUUCAUUUGCAUUUUUAUCUCUCCCAGUCGCGAAUCAAUGUAGCUGACCCUAUUAAAUUGGGAAAAGGCUUUGUUGUUGUUAUAAACGCAAAUGUGUCAAUUAGGAAUCAAAACCAAUUUCAACCAUUUAAAAUAGGGCUAAAAUGAACCAAAGAUGAAUCGGUUUGAUUUUAAUUUUAAAACAAGGAACAUUUUCUCUACUCAAUUUGGUUUCAAUUUUGGGGUGAAACUAUUAGAUUAGAAUUGAAUUGAAUUUACUAUUUUUUUACCCAAACUGGAAAAAUCCAUGCAUAUAUAUAACCCGUAAAAGCACUAGGGCUCAUAGGAAAAUUCAAUGCAGAAUAAUCCUAUUUACAUUUUGUUCAAAUAUGGUGACGGAAAAGACCAAUAAAGUUUUCAAGGAUAAAGAAAUAAAGCAUCAUUAAGUCACAAGUAAAUCUGGGACAUCUGUUGAAUAUUCAUCAUUAUGAACGAGGAUUAGUUGAGGUGUGGUUAAACUUAACUUUGAAUCUAAGAUUUUUUUUUUCCCAAUUACUUUUGAGCAGUAAUUUCUUUGAUUUUUCCCAAAACAAGAUACUAGAACUUACUAUUUUUUCUGUGGAUUAUGCACUGUAUUUAAGUCAAUCUUAUUAUUCUAUGUUAUUAUUAUUUUUUUUUUUAUUGAUGAAAUGUCAUUGUUGUAGAAACGCAACCUUAAAAUGAUGAAGAAAAUAAAGGGAAAAUAAGCACAAGCAAUGAACAUAGGUUUACGAGAUUUGGCAAUAUUGCCUAUAUCAUUGGUGAGAUGAGAUCAUGUUUCACUAUCAAUGGAGAAUGAGGUUACAUCGCUCGUCCUCACCUCUCUCAAAAUAGGGACAGCCGUUUUGCUUGUCGAGGCGCUUGCAGCAGUACUCUUUGAAUUAAAUUGUGACGAAAUACAAAACAUCGUACACCAACAAUUGUGGGUGAUAGAACUAAACCAAAUACAUAACAACAUUAAAACCCGGCAAGGAACCAAACCCAAAACAAACCGAACCAAUAGUUCGAUUUUGAUUUUGAAAUGUGUUCCCAUUUUUUGUUUUAAUUUUUACAUUUGUAUUUUGAACCAAAUCAAAUAACCGAAAUCGAACCCAUUGAUACCAUUGUUACGCUACCUUAACAGAUAGUGAUCAAUUCUAACAUUUAUUUUACGACGGAAAUCCUGUCCGUGGAAAGCCACUCGGGCUUGGGCCGCUUGGCCAAUACGAACCCGGUCAAUCCCAACCCAGCAUUCAACCGGGGGUGGGGCUGCUUUUUCCGCGGCCUAAAAUCUGUCAGGGGCGAGUUGAGAGCGAUUGGAUUUAGGAGUCACAGCCUCGAGGCUCAACUGCUCAAGAGCAGUUGCAGUGGCGGGCAGAUGGGAGGAGCCAUGGCAGUGGCACCACAUUCUCGCCUUCUCGUAGGCCAACACUUCUCCUUUGGUUGCUUCCGUUCAAGUUCAAUUUCAAUUAAGCGGCAGCAGCAGCAGCGGCGGUUUCUACUUAUGGGGUCGGACCACUACCAAGAGAAGGCCGCCAAGUACUGGGAUCAUUUCUACAAGAUUCAUCACAACAAGUUCUUCAAGGACCGUCAUUACCUGGAGAAGGAUUGGGGACGAUUUUUCUCUGCUGAGAAGGACCAGGAGGCGAAGGUUGUGUUAGAGGUUGGUUGUGGAGCUGGCAAUACGAUAUUUCCCCUUAUUGCUGCAUUUCCCAAUCUAUAUGUUCAUGCUUGUGAUUUCUCACCCCAUGCGAUCUCUCUUGUUAAGUCACAUGGAGAUUUCAGAGAAGACCAGGUGAAUGCGUUUGUCUGUGAUGUCACAAGUGAUGAUCUCUGUCAGAAAAUUGUACCUUUUUCUGUUGAUAUUGUGACCUUGAUUUUUAUGUUGUCUGCAGUUUCACCAAAGAAAAUGCCCUUGUUAUUGCAGAACAUCCGAAGAAUACUUAACCCUAAUGGUUAUGUUCUUGUACGAGACUAUGCAACUGGAGAUUUUGCUCAAGAGAGGCUUACCAGCAGAAAUCAGAUGAUUGGGGAGAACUUCUAUGUUAGAGGAGAUGGCACUUGUGUCUUCUGUUUCUCGGAAGAUUGCUUGUCUACCUUGUUUAAAAGGGAAGGCUUCAAUACUGUAGAAAUAAAUGUAUACUGCAAGCAAAUAAAAAAUUGUUCUCGCAACAUUGUCAUGGACCGGUACGUUCAAUUUUUCCUUCAGUAUUUCAAACUAUUACAGUUCUUUUUGAUAAUCCGAGUAUUUCUCUCAUUCAAUAUAUUCUUUUCUUCUUUUUUCUCCAUCAGUAUGUCUAGAAUGUAUUUGACUUUACAUUAGUUUGUGGAAUCUGGUUCAACAUCUGUGAAAAUAGUUAUUACAUGAUUCUUAGAAGUGGCACAAUGAAAUAUUAAAUGUACAACUUUUGGCCCAUAAGCUGUUGUGUUUUAAAAUUUACCCCCGUUGCUUAAGUGUUCCAUUUACUGUUAUAGAUCUGAAAUUAGGAAAUCUAAUAAAAGUUUGAUUUGGUUUAAAUGCUGAUGAUUCUUGAUUCUACAUUUUAUCUCCCAUUCUACCACCCCCCCCCCCCUGGGGCGGGAGCACCCCUCUCACAUCAAUGUUGAAGCUGUCAAUUUAAAUUUUCCAGUGCUUUCAUGUUACCAGAAUGGCAUUGGUUAGUGACAUGAAAAUGUUUUGUUGGUUGUUAAAUUAUCACCUCUUACAAAUUUGAAAAUUAGGUUCUCAAAUUUCUAAGUUUUCAGAAUAUUCAGGGAUGUGUUAUUUUCUCCUCGAGGUGCAAUUUCCUUUGGUCUUCCUUUCAGUUUUGCUGACUUUGUGGUUCUGUCUACUCUUGGUAGGCGUUGGAUACGUGCUGUAUUUAGUGACUCAGAUUGUCCUCGACCAACUCUUUUUCAAGAGUCAAGAUGACAGUCUGGUGACCUGAUUUGGGCUGCAGAAGAUCCUCUAAUUCAGUCAGUUUAGUCAGUAAACUCAAUCGGUCACUGUGGAGGGAGGCGUUAGUUUUGUCAAUUUAUUUGACCAAUAGACACAUCUGUGGUAGGUAUAUGUCCUAAAAUGGCAGUUACGUUCGUAAGGAUUUUGAGUUGCAAGUUGGAACUGGAUGGACGAAUGAUUAACUGCAGCAAUUUUUCCAGCCACUUGAGAUAUUGCUCCCGGAUGAGUUGGAAGAACCAAUACAUGCACAUUCAAAACAUUAGUAGCAUUUUUUCCCCCCUUUUUUUUUUCCCCCACAUUGAUAAAACCUCAGUUUUGUGCACAAGAGCAAUUUUAUGGGAUGAAGAUGGUGAUUAAUAUUGUUGUAUGGACCCUAUCAAUCAGCUGUGUUCAUUAUUCUGGCCACAUAAUGGAAAGCUUGUGGCUGGAAACACAUGCUCUCUAAUGCUUGAAAAGGGUAGAUACCACGUUUGUCUA
Macadamia integrifolia is the source of this 5006-nucleotide messenger RNA. RefSeq names its product tRNA N(3)-methylcytidine methyltransferase METTL2-like. The coding region runs from base 2970 to 3914 and encodes 314 amino acids. The record is from RefSeq and is a predicted model, not a curated record. NCBI's taxonomy places the organism in Eukaryota, Viridiplantae, Streptophyta, Magnoliopsida, Proteales, Proteaceae. The transcript is spliced from 10 exons.